This is a messenger RNA of Mastomys coucha (southern multimammate mouse), 1941 nucleotides long. It is a transcript of the gene Gnpda2, whose product is annotated as glucosamine-6-phosphate deaminase 2. Lineage: Eukaryota; Metazoa; Chordata; Mammalia; Rodentia; Muridae. Gene Ontology annotation, cellular component: cytoplasm. Gene Ontology annotation, biological process: N-acetylglucosamine catabolic process; D-glucosamine catabolic process; carbohydrate metabolic process. Bases 231 to 1061 code for a protein of 276 amino acids. The record is from RefSeq and is a predicted model, not a curated record. The transcript has 7 exons. Gene Ontology annotation, molecular function: identical protein binding; glucosamine-6-phosphate deaminase activity.
AUAGUGAUUAUGCAUUUUUGUUGUUUUAGAACUCUAAGUCCUGUUUUUAAGAAUAUCACUUAGUGUCUAUGUACUGGUUAUUAGGGUUCUGUUCUUGUUGGCUUAAACAGUUUGAUUUAGUGUUCUGUGUGAAGUGCCUUGCUACUGAACAGAAAUGCUGAAGCUACCAUGUCAUUGAAGGGUCAGUGUUGGUUUCAACUUCUUGGACUAAGAGCUGUGUAUCACCAAUAAUGAGGCUUGUAAUUCUUGAUAACUACGACUUGGCCAGCGAAUGGGCAGCCAAGUACAUCUGCAAUCGCAUCAUAGAAUUCAAACCUGGACAGGACCGAUACUUUUCACUAGGUUUACCAACAGGGAGCACACCUUUAGGAUGUUAUAAAAAGCUAAUAGAGUACCACAAGAGUGGAAACCUUUCAUUUAAAUAUGUGAAGACUUUUAACAUGGAUGAAUAUGUUGGACUUCCAAGAAACCAUCCUGAGAGUUACCAUUCUUACAUGUGGAAUAACUUCUUUAAGCAUAUUGACAUAGAUCCCAACAAUGCUCACAUCCUUGAUGGCAAUGCUGCAGAUCUGCAGGCAGAGUGUGAUGCGUUUGAGGAGAAAAUCAAAGAAGCUGGAGGAAUCGAUCUUUUUGUGGGAGGAAUAGGUCCAGAUGGCCAUAUUGCUUUCAAUGAGCCAGGAUCCAGUUUAGUAUCAAGAACGAGAUUAAAGACUCUAGCAAUGGAUACCAUUUUGGCAAAUGCUAAAUAUUUUGAUGGAGAUUUAUCAAAAGUGCCAACCAUGGCUCUAACUGUUGGUGUGGGGACAGUGAUGGAUGCUAGGGAGGUGAUGAUCCUCAUAACUGGCGCACACAAGGCGUUUGCGCUGUACAAAGCCAUCGAGGAAGGGGUCAAUCACAUGUGGACUGUUUCAGCCUUCCAGCAGCACCCGCGAACUAUUUUUGUCUGUGAUGAAGAUGCUACUUUAGAAUUAAGAGUUAAGACAGUGAAAUACUUUAAAGGUUUAAUGCAUGUGCACAAUAAACUUGUGGACCCACUAUACAGUAUGAAAGAAGGGAACUGAAGAAGACAGAAUUCUGCUUGGAAAAAAAAAAAGAACCUUUCCAUAUUGAUAAAAUUUCAGCUUAUGCAAUAUGAUAAAAAUGGAGAAAUAGGAAGACUCAUUUACAAAGAAAAAGACCAGGGUGUGUUAAACAUUCCAUAUUUAGAAUGUGUCUGUUUUACACUAGGUUCUAGAAGUAAUUGGAUUCCAAAAUUGUCUGGCUGUUACAAAGUAUAGACCUAUAAACAGUAUAGCAGUGAAAGUGUGCAUUUUAAGAGAUUCUGCACUAUCAGGUCCUGUCAGUGACAUCAUGUCUGACUUUUCUGCAGACACUCCAAGCCUUUCCAGUGUCAUUCUGCUAUCAUUACAAACCAUCACUUUUGGAAUGGAUACUUUUUGUGCAUCAUACACAUGCUUUUUGCCUGUAGUUGCCUUAGUCAUCUUUCUGCAGUAGCGUCUGGACUUCACAAGUCCUGCUAUUCACUAAUGAAGGAAAUAUGAAGAGAUGACAGUGCCCUAAGUAGUUUACAUCCUUUCAGAAAGUAUGUGUAAAUGCAUGCUUCUAUGCACCUUCUUAUGUAGUACUUUUUUACAGAUAUGCUUAUUUUUAUUUAAUGACCUGGGUUAAUGCCCUUAAUAAGUAUAUUGGCAAUUAUGAGCUUUAUACCUAGCUACAAAUUAAAGGAAAUCCUUUUGAAAAACACUUUCUGAUUAUUGUUAAAUUUUAUAAGUCAUCCUUAUAUAUGUCUAAAGAGAUAUUAAGUAUGUACUAAAAUAAUUACUGUAAACAUUUAAAUUGCAAUAACUUGCAUAAUUAAGUUGCAAAUAAAAAUAUUGUUUUCUAUCUUUAAGACAAAGUUUACAAUAAAACAAUUAUCUCAUUUUCUUUCUAAAAGUGAAA